Messenger RNA from Lodderomyces jiufengensis, 1041 nucleotides. Its product is annotated as H(+)-transporting V0 sector ATPase subunit d. Gene Ontology annotation, cellular component: fungal-type vacuole membrane; vacuolar proton-transporting V-type ATPase complex; proton-transporting V-type ATPase, V0 domain. The record is from RefSeq and is a predicted model, not a curated record. Gene Ontology annotation, biological process: vacuolar transport; proton transmembrane transport; vacuolar acidification. NCBI's taxonomy places the organism in Eukaryota, Fungi, Ascomycota, Pichiomycetes, Serinales, Debaryomycetaceae. The transcript has a single exon. Gene Ontology annotation, molecular function: proton-transporting ATPase activity, rotational mechanism. The coding region runs from base 1 to 1041 and encodes 346 amino acids.
AUGGAGGGACUUUUUUUCAAUAUAGAUUAUGGAUACGUUGAAGGGGUAGUUCGAGGAUAUAGAACAGGAUUACUUACAUCAAAUCAAUAUGUUAAUUUAACACAAUGUGAUAAUCUAGAAGAUUUAAAAUUACAAUUAUCUUCAACAGAUUAUGGGAAUUUUUUAGCUAAUUACUCAGGACCUUUGAGUACUUCAGUAUUACAAGAAAAUUUGAAUAAGAAAGUUUAUCAGCAAUAUCAAUAUAUAAAAACUCAAUCUUCAGGAAUAUUAACUGAAUUUAUGAAUUAUAUUCAAUACGGGUACAUGAUUGAUAAUGUUAUAUUAAUGAUCACAGGAACAUUACACGAAAGAAACAAAUCAGAUAUCUUGAGAAAAUGUAAUCCUUUAGGUUGGUUUGAUACAUUACCUACAUUGACAAUAAGUACAGAUAUUGAAAGUUUAUAUUCAACGGUAUUAAUUGAUACUCCAUUAGCACCAUUUUUCAAAAACUGUAUAAGUGCAGAUGAUUUAGAUGAUUUAAAUAUUGAAAUAAUUAGAAACAAAUUAUAUAAAAAUUAUUUGGAAUCAUUCAUGGAAUUUGUACAAACUAAAUUUUAUGGACCAGAUAAAGAAAUAAUGACAAGAUUAAUUACUUUAGAAGCUGAUAAAAGAGUUAUCAAUAUUGCAUUGAAUUCAACAAAUAAUCAAGAAUUAUCAAUUGAAGAUAAAUUAAAUUUAUUUCCCAAUUUAGGUCAAUUAUACCCUACAUACCAUUUAGAAUUAGCACAAGCAGAUGAUUUUGAACAAUUAAAAAUUAUUAUUGAAAAUAUAGGAGAUUAUCAAGAUUUAUUUAAUGAUAAUAACGAUAAAUCUUUAGGUGAUUGGUUCUAUUUGUUAGAGAUGCAAUUUUGUAGAGAUGCUUUUACUCAACAAUUUACUUUAUCUACUGUUUAUGCUUGGUUAAAAUCAAAAGAACAAGAAAUUAGAAAUAUUACUUGGAUUGCUGAAUGUAUUGCUCAAAAUCAAAAAAGUAGAAUUGAAAAUUAUAUAUCUGUAUAUUAG